GAGACAGAACGAUUUCUCGCCGGCGUUCAUCAACCUCCGGCGUGCAUCUACCUUACUCCACCGAGUUUGUCUCUUGUUAGCUAGGUUAAGUCUCCGUGUUCGUUGUCUGCGACCCGCGAAGCUCUGAGCUUCAAAUUGUAUCUGAUGGUUUCCGUUUCCCUGUGUUAGUGAGGAACAAUGGCUGGACAAGGUGAGGAAGAUGUGCCUAGAGACGCCAAGAUUGUCAAGUCUCUGCUUAAGUCGAUGGGUGUUGAGGACUACGAGCCUCGUGUGGUUCACCAGUUUCUUGAAAUAUGGUAUCGUUACGUGGUCGAUGUGUUGACCGAUGCUCAGGUUUACUCAGAGCAUGCUACCAAAUCCACCAUCGACUGUGACGAUCUGAAGCUCGCUAUUCAAUCCAAAGUUAGUUUCAGCUUCCCUCAGCCACCUCUAAGAGAGGUACUGCUAGAGCUUGCUACCAGCAGGAAUAAGAUCCCUUUACCGAAAUUGAUAGCAGGACUCGGUGUUCCACUCCCGCCUGAACAGGACACGUUGCUUAGCCCAAACUACCAGCUCGUUAUUCCCAAGAAGUCAGCUUCGAUUGAACCUGAAGAGACAGAGGAGGACGACGAAGACGUGACAAAUCCUGCACCACAAACAUCUCAGUAACAACAACAAUCAGAGCUUCUACGCCAAACUCCUCAAAGGGUCUCUUUCCCUCUCUUUAGAAGACCCAACUAAGUAGACAGACAUCAACAACAAACUAUAAUGUCAUGUAUCAACAUGUAGAGAAUGUAAGAGAAUCAAUUUUGUUGAUACUUUUGGUUAAAUAGCACUUCUGUUUCCAUG
Molecule: messenger RNA, 828 nt
Organism: Brassica oleracea var. oleracea
Lineage: Eukaryota; Viridiplantae; Streptophyta; Magnoliopsida; Brassicales; Brassicaceae
Product: transcription initiation factor TFIID subunit 9-like
Exons: 3
Coding region: 178-648 (156 amino acids)
Biological process (GO): DNA-templated transcription initiation; RNA polymerase II preinitiation complex assembly
Cellular component (GO): transcription factor TFIID complex; SAGA complex
Molecular function (GO): RNA polymerase II general transcription initiation factor activity; protein heterodimerization activity; transcription coactivator activity
Source: RefSeq, a predicted model, not a curated record